AUGCAGUAUGAGAGAUAUCCCGAACAAAAGUCUCAACGAAUACACUUAAUAAAAGGGUCUUAUUACUACCUCGAGGGACUUCAUAAACAGCAAUAUGGCCGUGACAACUUUGAUGUUGGUGUAAUUACUCCCGACGGCAAACAGCACAAUCCGAUCCCCUCCGAGUUUCUUCGUACAACAACACCACCCAAACCACGACUCAACGAAACCUCCUCCUCUACUCUGAUAACAAUUGCUGCGCAGGCGGGAGCCAAGGCUGGCGCCUCCCUUGGCGUAAAACAAGCAAUGAAGAGUGGCGCAACAGCUGGUGCAGAAGCAGGAGCCAUGGCCGGAGAGAAAGCUGGAGCCGAGGCUGGUGCAAUAGUAGCAAAAGAAACGGCAAUGAAAGUAGCCACUAAAACACUCAGAGAGGCUUUGUUAAAAAUUGGUACUUUCAACAAACCGAUUUUUAACAUUUAUACAGCAAACGGGAGUGUUACUCCAUUGCAACAAGGAGCAAUAUCCCAUGCCGGAGCACAGACUGGAAUUCAAGCAAAUGUAACCGGAACAGCUGGAGCUGGAGCAGCAGCGGGUGCCCAAACAGAACUGAUUACAGAUACAUAUGUAAUAGGCAACGGAGGGUUGGAGUCGCAAGUUGGAGUCACUUUAGGUAUCACAGGAACCCAUGUGAUGACUUCAGGAGAAGCUCAAGGGACGACAAUUACUGGCCUUUUUACACACGCUGUUUUCCACAAUAAAACACUUGUCUAUAUUUAUCCACCUCUUGGCAUAAACGCUUUGAUUUUUGCAAAGAAAAAAGGUCUUAUAGACCCGCGAGGGCUCGCUUUGAAAAGGCAGGACGCCAGCUUUGCGUUUUCCCGAGCGUUUUCAGCUGGUUUUCAGUUUAACCUUAAAGAGCGAAAGGGGUGGUACAUUUGUCGAAGUUCGAAUAAAACCUACCACCGGGCGGAUUUAGAGGCAGACUUCCACUUAGAUAACAUAAAUUGGUUGAGGCGUUGUGCAUUUGUUUUACGACCUCUUUCGGCUACAGAGAGUCCACGUAUGAACUGCUUUGGUACAAAUAAACCACCCCACCCACCCCACACGACAGACAGACCAACAACAAAGCCAACCCCAGUCAAAACGAUCAGCUCAACACCAAAAACACUUCCAACGACCGCAACACCUCAUAAACCUAAAGAACCAUGCAUGUAUCUAAAGUUUUGGAAUAACGCAGGUAUUCCUUUUAUGCUCCAUUCCAGUCUUAAACCAGAGGGUUAUUUAGUAAAAGGACGCAGCCUAGUUCUCCAGUACGUUAUUGGAAGUGGUAAAGUGGUCAAGAGAUCACUUGAUGCUAAUUACGAUGACAAAUAUUUACCCCAGGUCAUGGAAGACUUAGGAGAUAGUCAGCAACUAUUUCUUGACAAGAGUGAAAUCCCAUCAACUGGCAAACAUUUUGUAAGUUUCUGGGCGAGAGAUCCGGCUGGAAAACGCAAGAUUCUCUUGGAGGGAAAGGAGACCUUGUAUGUGACUCCAGGAUUUCAAUGCCAUCACUUUAUAUAUGUGACAGUUACGUCAAGGCCAAAACCAAGUUUUCCAACUAAGAAGCCGACAACACUAAGGCCCUUCACGACUAAGCCUUCAAAAUCUACCUUGUCUACCUCUCCGCCGCCACCUAUACCACAAACACAAGCACCUCCUGCCCCACCUCCUCCUCCACCUCCUCCCCCUCCACCUGACCCUCCACCUCCUACUCCUCCCCCUUCUCCUCCUCCGCCUCCUCCUCCCCCUCCUCCUCCUCCGCCUCCUCCUCCUCCUCCUCCUCCUCCUCGCCCUCCUUCUACACCUCAUGUUCCUCCUCAUCAUACUACUCCUCAUGUGCACGUCCAUCCAACUCCUCCUUCACCACAAAUACCGUCCCCUCCACCGGUGAAACCCCCACCACCACCACCACCUCUACCUCCUCCUCCUCCGCCUCCCUUUCCCCCUUCCCCACCUAUGCCUGUUAGAACUACCAAGCCCCCUAUAACCCCACCACCUUGUAGUCCCACAGGGUCAAAUUUAUCUUAUUCUACAACUAAGCCUGGUCCAUGUACCCCUAGUCCAUCACCAUUUCCAUGUGGCCCAAAAGCAAUAAGUACUCCUGGGAUACCCCUUCGCCCAUGUCGUACCUCUACUACAGCUUUCACCACGCCGAAAACUACGACACCUCCACCCUGCUGGCCAAAUGGCAAGCCUCCAUCCCCUGGCUCUCCACCUUGCAAACCUUCUCCUACUUUUCCUCCUGCUCCUCUUUCUUCUUUUCCUCGUCCUGCACCCCCUCCCACUCUUUCUCCCCCUCCAGUCCUUCCACCUAAUCCUCUCGUUCCUCCCCCUCGUCCUGCUCCCCCUCCCGCUCCACCUCCUCCUGUUCCUCCCCCUCUUCCUGCUCCCCCUCCCGCUCCACCUCCUCCUGUUCCUCCUACUUCCCCUGCUCCUCCUACCAAUACACCUCCUCCUGCUCCCCCUUCUCUUGUUCCUCCUGUUCCUACUGUUCAUCCUCCUCCUGUUUCCCCCCCUUCAUGCUCACCCUCAGCGUCCCCGAAACCAUCUAAUACUUUACCUCCAUGCACAUCAUCCACACCAAAUCCAAUCACAUUGCCAACAGUUGCUUCUGUCACCUUGCCAACACUACCACCAAUUUCAACGCCUCCCUUGGUUCCAGGAUGUAUGCAGACUCAUGGAGGGACCUCAAUGGGAGCCUGUUGCAUAUUUCCAUUCAUCUAUCGAGGCAGCCCGCAACACCGCUGCACGAGGGCUGAGAGAGGUUACCGCUGGUGCUCAUCCACAAGUGACUACGACAAAGACAAGCUGUGGGGAUUCUGUGCGGCAUGCUUCCUUUCUCAUGGAGGUAAUUCAAAUGGUAACUGCUGUCAUUUCCCUUUCGUGUAUAAAGGUACAAUACACCCAACCUGCACCACUCACGAUGCAUCCAAGCCCUGGUGUGCCACCACGUACAACUAUGAUAUUGACAAACAGUGGGGCUAUUGUGGAGGUGAUGCCCCUGGUUCGGCUCCUCAGCCCAAGAUUUCUUACGGACCAUGCUCCUUUGAGUGUGAUGGGAAAUGUAUCGAUUCAUGUCCUGACUACUGCUGUGUAAAGAACAUGAGACAAAGGAAUACGCAGCAGACAUUACAAGCAACAUUGAAUCAGGCUCAGCAAGGGUCGACAGCCCAGCAAGUAUCACCGAUUCCAAAUACAUCAUCAGAAUGUCCAGCUAUUUGCAGUAAAUUCUGUGCCCCUGAUUGCCCCUUUCGCUGCUGUAAUCUUCCUUCGCUUCCUUCUCCUUACGUGCCCAGUGUCGACCCAUCACAAGUCCACUGUCAACCUAUCUGUCUCAGAGUUUGCUUCAAUACUUGCCCACGGCAAUGCUGUCCGACGACGCAGUCGGGCGUAACUCGUGAUACUUCUUCCUACACACUAACCCUUCCCUGUCCAGCUAACUGCUACCAUAGCUGCCAUGAUAAAUGCCCAAUGCAGUGUUGCAAGACAGCACAACAUGAGAAAAGGAGAAUUCCAGUUCUAGAUAACUACUCAUCAUCCCCUCUUAGUGUUCGAUCCACGUCAGUUUGUCCUGCUAGCUGCCACACAUCCUGUUCCAGAUCAUGUCCAAAGAAUUGCUGUAAAAUGCAGAUCGACAAAGCAGGCAAGAGUAAACGACGAGGUUUAAGUAAAUCUGUAUGUAAAGAUGGUCAUAUUACAGCCGGGGGAAAUGCACAGGGAGCAUGUUGUAGGCUUCCCUUUAUUUACAAAGGCACAGUUUUCUGGAGAUGCACAGCUGAAGACGCUGACAAAAAAUGGUGUUCAGUCACAAAAGUUUUCGAUCUUGACCGAAAAUGGGGCUACUGUGCUUGAUUGAAUAAACGAUUGAGUGAAGUAAAAAGUGGUCAUCUAACCUGGACGAAAUUCUGGAAGGGAACGAUUAUUGAUCGUGGAAUACAUAUGAGGAAGCGUGUGUUGAAAAAGAUGUCAUUUAUGUAAGUCUUCCUUCAAAGUCCUGGAAACAAUAAAUGGCCUUAUGGACUUCGAAGGGAUAA
Pocillopora verrucosa is the source of this 4055-nucleotide messenger RNA. NCBI's taxonomy places the organism in Eukaryota, Metazoa, Cnidaria, Anthozoa, Scleractinia, Pocilloporidae. The record is from RefSeq and is a predicted model, not a curated record.